CGUGGCUUACAAUUUGUCUUGAACUUAUAUUUAUGCAACCUUAAGGUGUGGACAUAACAUAGCCACAACUCAAAGUCUCAAAUUCACAUUCAUAAGAGACAAUUGUGAAUUUUGAGAAGCUUCAGCAUUGAACAAACACAAGAGAAAAUGGAAGCAAAGAAAAUACCUGAGGUGAUGCUAAAUUCAGGGAAAAAGAUGCCAAUGAUAGGACUAGGAACUGCAACAACUCCUCUUCCAUCAAAUGAAGCUCUCACCUCAAUUUUGGUUGAUGCAAUUCAAAUUGGUUACAGACAUUUUGAUACUGCUGCUAUAUAUGGUACUGAAGAAUCUCUAGGACAAGCUGUUUCAAAGGCUUUAGAGUUAGGCCUUAUCAAAAAUAGAGAUGAAGUUUUCAUUACUUCUAAGUUAUGGUGUAAUGAUGCUCACCAUGACCUUGUUCUCAAGGCUCUCAAAACCACCCUCAAAAAGUUGAAGUUGGAGUAUGUGGAUCUCUACUUGAUUCAUUGGCCAGUGAGGUUGAAACAAGAUGUUGAAGGCUUUAACUUCACAGGUGAAGAUGUUGUACAUUUUGACAUAAAAGGAACAUGGAAAGCUAUGGAAGAUUGCUAUAGAUUAGGCUUAGCAAAGUCUAUUGGUGUUAGCAACUUUGGCAUUAAAAAACUCUCCCUACUCUUAGAAAAUGCAACUAUCUAUCCUGCAGUUAAUCAGGUGGAAAUGAAUCCAUCAUGGCAACAAGGGAAACUCAGAGAAUUCUGCAUGCAGAAAGGAAUACAUGUGAGUGCAUGGUCACCACUAGGAGCAUACAAAGUAUUUUGGGGUUCUAAUGCUGUGAUGGAGAAUCCAAUUCUUCAGGAAAUUGCUGAGGCUAGAAAGAAGAGUGUAGCUCAGAUAACACUAAGAUGGAUACAUGAACAAGGGACAAGUGCAAUUGUGAAAAGCUUCAACAAAGAGAGGAUGAAACAAAACCUUGAAAUAUUUGAUUGGGAACUGAACAAAGAGGAAUUGGACAAAAUCAAUAAGAUUCCACAAUGCAGGUUGUACAAAGCUGAAAUGUUUGUAUCUGAAAGUGGACUUUACAAAUCCUUGGAUGAGCUAUGGGAUGGCGACCUCUAAACAAUCUUGUUGUAGGCUCUUUUUGGAUAAACAGUUUGAUUAAGUGUUUACCGUAUAAGCACUUAUUAUAUGAGGACUUACAUAUAAACUAUUUUUAUAACAAAAAAUAAAAUAAAGUCAAAUUGUUUUCAUAUAUAAA
Cicer arietinum (chickpea) is the source of this 1252-nucleotide messenger RNA. RefSeq names its product methylecgonone reductase-like. Gene Ontology annotation, molecular function: oxidoreductase activity, acting on the CH-OH group of donors, NAD or NADP as acceptor. The record is from RefSeq and is a predicted model, not a curated record. NCBI's taxonomy places the organism in Eukaryota, Viridiplantae, Streptophyta, Magnoliopsida, Fabales, Fabaceae.